ACUAUGGGAUUGCAUAGACACAUGCAAUAUAUAUUCAAGUAUGAUAGAAAAUGUGUGAUUGUAUUCAUAAUACCACACUUACUCAAUAGGAACGCCCCUUUUGCUUUUGAGCACAUUAACGAUGGCCGCCUCUAAGAACACGCUGAACGCAGAAACAGACGACAAGCUACUGAAAGAGAAUGCCAUCAUAAAUGGUUCCACUUGUAAUGAAGGAGACCAGGAUGAUUCAUCUGCGCAAGGGUUAACUACAACGGACAGGUUAUUAACGGGAGAGGAAAAUGUAAAUACCAACAAGGAUGGUGGAUCACUUUGGAAUAAAUUGAAGAAAGAUCAACUCUUUAGAAAGAAAUACAUGAUGACUAUAGCAUAUAUUGCUUCCUUUCUGACCCUGGGAUGGGUGGAGGGCCAGUUUGGACCUACGUUUCCAGAUCUUAGACUUAUUGCCCACGCAACGCUCGAGGAAGGAUCUCUAUUCUUUACCAUGGGUACCGUUGGAUACCUCCUUGGCUCAUUGUUAACAGGCUUUCUAUUUGAUAGACGAGUCUUAGAUAGAAACCUGUUGAUGUUCAUUGCCACCGCCGGAUAUGGCGUCAUCAUAGCUAUUAUACCGUGGUGUGGGCUGUAUGAGGUCAUGGUCAUUAUUCAUAUUGUUAAGGGGGCUUUUGGUGGCGGUUUGGACACAUGCGGAAAUGCAGGAAUGGUUGUAACGUGGGGAAAUGAAGGUGAUGCUUACUUCAAUGCUUUGCAUUUCGCUUUUGCUGUUGGUGGAAUUCUGUCUCCCUUGGCAACAGCCCCGUAUGUUAUGUCACUUGACAACAAUAAUCACGUGAUGAAUAGGACCACGUUUAACUCAACUUCUAUAAAAAGUACAGGAUUAGAGAUUACUGAAAACAUGUACGAUGUAAGUAAUUUAUCCUCAAGUAGAAGGUCGAUUGAGGAGCAGACAUCGCUGAUUUAUGUUCCAUACGCUAUAACUACGGGGGUUUGUUUUUUGACGUCACUUCCGUUUAUUGUCUUUUGCUGUAUAUCACUGCAGAAGACACUCGAAAAGGAGAAAAAAGAAGAUGAAGAGGAAAAUAAAAAAAAAUCUCAUCGACGCUUACGAAUUGUGGGAUUCAUAAAUAUGGUUGUUUAUAUAGCUGUAUACGUAGCUGUAGAGAACUGUUUUGCAGGUUUUCUGACAACAUUUGUUACGUCACAAUUACAUUGGUCAAAUGCAGAUGGAAGCUACAUCACUUCCGGCUAUUGGUCUUCAUUUGCUGUUGGACGUUUUCUGGGAAUUUUCCUCGUUAGAUGGUUCAGCCCUGCAAAAAUGAUUUUCGCGUACAACUGUGCGCUGUUGUUGUCUCUACUUGGCUUUCUUCUUACGUCACAAUAUGACGUCAUAUAUGGUGUAUGGAUAUUUUCUAUUCUAAUAGGACUUUCUAUGUCAGUAAUUUUUCCCACCGUGUUUAUGUGGACGGAACAGAAAUUUUUAAAGGUUACGGGAAAAAUAGCCUCUCUUUUUCUCGUGGCGGCGUCUGUGGGCUUCAUGGUAAACCCCCCGAUUGUUAGCGUUUUAAUGGAGAAAUUUACCCCUAUGUGGUUCAGUUACCUUUUGUUUGGAGAAACAGCAGUUUUAUUUGUGCUUUAUUUCUCCGGUUUAUUUAUCUCUAGGAAGAUAGCGUCAAAGCAUCCUAUUAUGGCGGACCAGGAGCUUACUAUAAAGGAAAAUAUUGAUUAAGCGGUUUCUUUAUUUGUAAAGUCAUAAAUAAAAUCUCAGAAAAGUCCAUGAUAAUUGAACAUGGCACUGAUUAACAGCUCUUGCCAGGAACCAGCUAACGUUUUGUAACUAAAGUUUACUUGACACAAUUUGAAUGAAAUACCAAUGAGUAAUUAAUAAGUGAAAAUGUAUUCAGUGUACAAUGAUAGUAAAGUUGGAUAUAUCGCUCUCUACUGUGUUAUUAGAACAUUGUCUCCAGUGUGAUAUCAAAAUAGUGAAAUGAUACCGAUGUAAUAUGAUACAGGUGUUAUAUGAUACUGGUUUAAUAUGAUACCGGUGUAAUAUGCCAUUGUUAUACCAGUGCAAAUUAAAGAUAGU
Saccostrea echinata is the source of this 2080-nucleotide messenger RNA. RefSeq names its product sodium-dependent glucose transporter 1-like. The record is from RefSeq and is a predicted model, not a curated record. Lineage: Eukaryota; Metazoa; Mollusca; Bivalvia; Ostreida; Ostreidae. The coding region runs from base 122 to 1723 and encodes 533 amino acids. The transcript is spliced from 4 exons. Gene Ontology annotation, biological process: transmembrane transport.